Messenger RNA from Chara braunii, 887 nucleotides. The record is from the annotation of a GenBank genome assembly. NCBI's taxonomy places the organism in Eukaryota, Viridiplantae, Streptophyta, Charophyceae, Charales, Characeae.
GCGAGGCGCAAAGCAGGGACUCGCGUCCCCGUUAACAAGGAUCGAUGGCAUCCGCGAGUCAACCUAGUGGCAACGGCGAUGGCGAAGCACCCCGACGGAGUCAAGUCUGCUACAAGUGUAAAUUGCCCGGGCAUUACGCCCGAGUCUGUGGACUAUACUGGAAGGAACGGUUCGAAUCCAAGACCGGAGGAGAGCUGUCAGACGGUAGCGGAUCUCGACGAAACCGGGGGCGUUCGGCAUCCCCAUUGAGAAGAAGAUGGGAACCGUCCAAGAGAUCGCCAUCGGCCGAUUCUAAGUACCACGGACACAAUGAGCGAGACAGCGUUAAAGAUCUGGUCAGUCUGCUGGUCGCUGAGCGAGAGGAGAAGGAAAGAGCGAAGAGGGAGGAGGAGGAAAGAACGAAACAGGAAAGAAAAACAUUGGUGAAAGAAGAGAAGCGACGCAAGAAGGAGAAGAGGAAGAAGCGGGAACAACAGGAGAACGACGAACGCAUAACUAGAAUCGUGAACAUGCAAUUCUCAAGAAGGUGGGGUGAGGCUAAGGAAGAGGUGGGACUGGACAGUUCUCCGGAGUAUCGACAGGAACGAAGACGUCACCGACGUGCAUCGCAACGGGCUAGGAAGCAUCGGUUAUACCGACACAAAUCUAGUUCGGAUAACGAUGUCUCCGAGAUCAGCAAUCGGACGAGAGGGCUGCGUUUGACCGAGAAGCGCAAGAGAGCACACGGGAUGACCGAAGAAGAGUCGCAGUCCAGUCCAGUCUGUAUGCUACUCCGCCAAAGACGAAUCGCGAUCUCGGACUACCAUCGAAAGCCUUCACGGUGAAAUCCACAAACAAAAAAAUGAAGACUACGUUGCAGCCCGUAACAAUGAAGAAGUUAAGAGAGA